Messenger RNA from Apaloderma vittatum (bar-tailed trogon), 980 nucleotides. It is a transcript of the gene HNRNPK, whose product is annotated as heterogeneous nuclear ribonucleoprotein K. Gene Ontology annotation, molecular function: mRNA binding. NCBI's taxonomy places the organism in Eukaryota, Metazoa, Chordata, Aves, Trogoniformes, Trogonidae. The transcript has 10 exons. Gene Ontology annotation, cellular component: nucleus; cytoplasm. The record is from RefSeq and is a predicted model, not a curated record. Gene Ontology annotation, biological process: regulation of mRNA splicing, via spliceosome; regulation of transcription by RNA polymerase II. Bases 48 to 980 code for a protein of 310 amino acids.
AGGAUAUAAAAUAGCGAUUUUGGCUGCCCACCUAAGAAAAAAAGGCAAUGGAGACUGAACAACAGGAAGAAACCUUUACCAACACAGAGACAAAUGGCAAACGUCCUGCAGAAGAUAUGGAGGAAGAGCAGGCCUUCAAAAGAUCUCGGAACACAGAUGAGAUGGUUGAAUUGCGCAUUCUGCUUCAGAGCAAAAAUGCUGGAGCAGUCAUUGGAAAAGGUGGCAAAAAUAUUAAGGCACUUCGUACAGACUACAAUGCCAGUGUUUCAGUCCCAGACAGCAGUGGCCCCGAGCGCAUCCUGAGUAUAAGUGCAGAUAUAGAGACAAUUGGAGAAAUCUUGAAGAAGAUUAUCCCUACUUUAGAAGAGUAUCAACACUACAAAGGCAGCGACUUUGACUGCGAAUUAAGACUUCUCAUUCACCAAAGCUUGGCAGGAGGAAUUAUUGGUGUCAAGGGUGCUAAAAUUAAAGAACUUAGAGAGAACACUCAGACUACCAUUAAGCUCUUCCAAGAGUGUUGUCCUCACUCUACUGACAGAGUGGUGCUUAUUGGUGGAAAACCUGAUAGAGUUGUGGAAUGUAUCAAGAUUAUCUUGGAUCUUAUCUCUGAGUCUCCAAUUAAAGGACGCGCUCAGCCUUAUGAUCCUAAUUUCUAUGAUGAAACAUACGACUAUGGUGGCUUCACAAUGAUGUUUGAUGAUAGAAGGGGACGUCCAGUAGGCUUUCCAAUGCGUGGACGAGGAGGUUUUGAUCGAAUGCCCCCUGGUCGUGGUGGGCGACCAAUGCCUCCAUCGAGAAGAGAUUACGAUGAUAUGAGCCCUCGCAGAGGACCUCCGCCACCUCCACCAGGUCGUGGUGGCAGAGGUGGCAGCAGAGCUCGUAAUCUUCCUCUUCCUCCUCCACCACCUCCUCGUGGCGGAGAUCUUAUGUCUUAUGACCGAAGAGGCAGACCGGGAGACCGCUAUGAUGGCAUGGUAUGA